Molecule: messenger RNA, 3682 nt
Organism: Tuber aestivum (summer truffle)
Lineage: Eukaryota; Fungi; Ascomycota; Pezizomycetes; Pezizales; Tuberaceae
Source: the annotation of a GenBank genome assembly
AUGUCUGACAAUCAGGCGCUCCUCUUAAAGAUCAGCGAAGUCGCUGGUUAGUGACUAUUACCCUGAUCCGCCUCGCUUGGCCUCUUGGUCGAUUGGGAAAUGUACUGACGAGCUGAACAAUCAGGCAAAAUAAAUCGACACAAGAAUCAGACGGAACAGUUAGCUGCUCCUGCCUAUGGGGGAUCGCACUUUCCGCAACGAGCAUCCCCAUAUCCUACUAACCGUAUGCGACCGCUUUAUUAUUACCACUCCGUAGUUGCUGACACUUCCAUAUUCUUUGGUGGAGGCUUAAUCAACAACGAUAGCUCCGUAUGCUAACGAGCCAGAUAGAAUCUCUAAGAGGAAGAGGAGGAUGGACUCCUCCGCAUCACCAUCAACAUUACCACCCUAGGGGAGUUGCCGCCCGUAGGGCUAGAGGUCGGGCUUCUUGGCCCGGCCCCCCUGUUACUCAUCAUCAUAAAACUUUGGUGAUCAAUAACAAUAAAGCCACUGAUGGGAGUGCUGCUACUCCAACUACAAAUACGUUUGCUUCAACUUCCUAUGUAGAGAAUAUGCCCCCCAACCCACCGGGACAAGUUUUACCACAAAGCAAUGACAGUACAACACAGUCUGCAGAAGGAUGGGUGGCGAAGCGUGACAGACACAUGCAGUUGAUCAACACUGCAGUCUAUGAUCAGCACGCCCAGGCCAGGGCCAGAGAUCUUGAGAAGACUCGCCAGACCCAAUUAAUGAGGAAAGAAGAAAGAGAAAAACAAAAGCUCAGGGGUUACUUGGACAGGUCCCGCGAUGCUGCUUCACAGGCACCGUUUGAAGUCCUCGUCCAGGGUGAGCGGUACAAGGUCGCUGCUGCCGGUAGCAAACUGAUCAAGAUUUCUGGUGAGGAACAAGAUAAACUGGGGUUGGAUGGGGAACAAGGAGUGUGUUUAACAGGUUCGAUGUUGCAAGCAGAUGGUCCACAAAAUGCAAAAUCCACCCCCAAGAAAGCGGUUGUUGGUGGUGUUAAUUUUGUGCGAAGCAAGAACGGAAACCUUUGGCGCGUUGGACUAGUAAAAGCAUCACAGUGAGUAUCGAGCUCUGGCCCUAUUGUUUUGCUAACGUUAUCAUCCGCGUGGCUGACAGGGGACGCUUCCUCAUCGUCUCCGACAGCGAGUUUAGCAGACCUCGCCAUAUCAAGAAGCCCUGCAAAUACUAUUCAAAUACUGGUAGCGACCAAUUCCCUCCAAUCGAUUUCAUUCUUGCUCUUGCAGCGUAUUGCAAUGAUAUGCAGAGCUCAAGCCGCUUCUCCCCCCCUCUUACCCUGCAAUGCUAUUUCUAUUGGAUAAAAUUGAAGAUGUUAUACUAACAAAGCACUCCUAACCACUUACCAUAGGUAAAUGUAAGAACGGGAUGUCAUGCCUCUACGCUCAUGACCCCAACAAGGUCGCCAUAUGCCCUCGAUUUAUCCAAGCAAAUUCAUGCCCGGAGGGGGAUUCCUGCGACCUUUCUCACACGCCCAGCCCACACUGUAUGCCUACAUGCGUCCACUUUCUCCGUGGCAAUUGUUCCAACGAUAAGUGCCCUUUUGCGCACGUCAAGGUUAACCCAGCUGCUCCCAUCUGCCGUCCCUUCGCCACAUUGGGGUACUGCGACAAGGGCGCAGGGUGUACAGAACGACACGUACGCGAGUGCCCUGACUUUGAUGAGAAGGGGGUAUGCACGGAUAAGACUUGUAAGCUGCAGCAUGUUGAGAGGGCCGGGCGGAGGCGAGUGGCAGCAGCUCAAGCAGCCGCGAAAGCCCAAGGAUCCGGUAACGGCUACAACAACAUGGACUCUGAUAGUGACAUUAGCAGUGAAGGUGACGGAGAGGCGAUCGAUAGUGACGAUGUCGACUCGGACACACUCAGUGAAUAUGAUUACAUCCGUAGGGAUAAUCAAGACUCCGAAGACAUUGGCGAGAUCACGAUGCAAGAGGAUUUCAUCCAUCUUCCAAGGAGCUAAGAAAAACAUACAGUUCUGUUAUAAUACAGCCUAUAGAAAGGGCUUGACUAACUUUGCAGACUUCCAUCGUAUUGCGCAUUAUCCCGAGUUCCUACACCUCCGCCUCGGGCUAUUUUUCAUGCUUUUUUCCACCCCUCUCUCCCGCUUUUCUUCUUUGCUACCUUUUGUGCCACAAGUUAUAGUUGUCGAUUCCCUCUUAUCUCUUUCUUUAUUGUACAGCAUUUUUGUCUCACGAGUCUUCCAUUUUCUUUUUAGGAAGACAUAUCCAACAACACCACGUUUGGUGUACCAGUGGGAGGCUGCUCUGAUUUGAUUCCGUUUUUCGUUCCGCUUCUUUGCGAGCGACCUAUCUUUCUUUUUCUUUCCUGUUUUUCUUUAAAAAAAAAAAUCUCUAGCUAUCGUAUUGAUUGAUGUAUCCCGGACCCACUCUCUAUCUCGUUUUCGUCCACCCUCUUAUACCCAGUUCUCGGAUCAGUUCCCUAUGUCUGUCUUUUUUUUUUUUAGCAUCACCAUCACCGUCAUCAUUGCACAGCAUAACGGUGCGGUUCGAAGGUCCUUCACCGAGCAAGCCGCCCCCCGUGGCUACACCAUCCAUACGCGAGAGCGGGGGGAUGCACAAAAGGACAUAGGCCAUGCUUUGUUUUGUUUUUUCUACUUUCGUUUAGCUUUCUUACUUUGUUGUCCACCAGUUUCUCUCAUCUUUGCCUCUCACUUUCGCUUCUCUGCCUGCCCUUCCCUUCCCACAUUGCUUGAUUCGCAUGUCAUGGAGGGGCGGGGUCAGCGCGGGGUAUCUAUUGGUUGUUGGCACAUCGACCGAUGAGAGCGAGCGACACGUGUGUCGACGAACGACAACGAUGGAUACCUUGUGUGUGGGUAACACAAAGCCAUUCAUCCACCUCUGCUACACCUUACCCGGUUUUUAUUUUGUUCUCGGUCGGCUUCUCUCACUCACAGCUUUUACCACAAACAGAAAAAAUAGGAGUGGAAUACGAAGGGGGACUUUUAGGGGAAGGAGGAAAGCAGGGGGAGGGUGGGUAACAGGGAGGCGAUGGAAAAACGUCCACAUUAAUGGUGGGUUUUGGAGGAAGGCUGUUCACUGUGAGUCUACAUAGACGAAACGGAGAUUGAGUUGGGUUGCGAUUCGAAAAAAAAUUAAAGGCCAAAAAAAAGGUUAAAAGGGGGACGCGAUAGUCUACGAUAGGAUAGGGAAUAAACAGAAACUUGUAUCAUUUACAAUACAGCAGGUCUAGAAAUAAAUGGCUUCACCCGUUGCAAAUACUUUAUUUGGCGAUUUUUAAAUGCCACUCUCCCUUUGAGGUAUCAGUAGUUUUGCGUUCAUCACUCAACAACAUCAUACAGCAGCAACAUGGAAAUCUAACUUAUGAGCUGCAUUACCGACAAAGAAUCCCGACAGCAACAGGUUUCACCAGAAACACUGCACUAUAUCUCAUUCCCGAUAUCCCAAGUCCACAAGAUGAGCUCAUGUCAUGACACAGCGUAGGCUCGUUUACUGUUUACUGUACUUGUACAGGACUCGAGUACAGUACAUACGGCAGUGUUACAGGCGACAUGAAUCAGCCCAACCGCAGUUACUUCCACACCACAACAUCCCACCACCACCACUCAUCCGUCCAUCCCAUCCAUCGCAACUUGUACCACAAUGAACAACUGUACUGUACGAGUACAAACCAGACCAAAACAUCCC